AUGGCUCUCUGCUUCACUCCUCAAAAUCAUAUGAUGCGUGUGGUAGCCAUAGCAGUGCUGCACCUGCUACAGCUCAUGGCUGUCACACCAGUGCUCCACGCAGCCACCAACAUAGCAUUGCCUGGUUGCAUUAGCAAGUGCGGCGAGGUCAGUGUACCUUACCCGUUCGGUAUUGGCACUGGUUGCUACCCUGAGGUGCUCGACAUAUCUCUGCAUGAUGGGAAGCUGUACAUUAAUAAUGGUGUCGUCAGUGUGACAGGGAGCAAUAGGUACAGCAUGUCAUGGGAGAUCCCUCUUCACAACACCAUCUUCACGGUGUCCUCGGUGUGGAACAACUUCGUCGUCAUGGGGUGUGGGUUGCCGGAUGCAGAAAGUACAGUUGUUAGGUGUUCUUCGUCGUGCCUCAGUGAGCAUCCUGCAGUAGCCACUGAUGGUUCGUGCUCUGGGGUUGGCUGCUGUGAGGCAUCCAUGCCAGGAGCAGGCAGUUUAUAUUCCAUCGAGCUUGCCUCUUUCCAAGCAAGAAACCACAUGAUCAUGGAAGAGCAACCAUUCAAUGCUACUGUGGUCUUAGUGGAGAAACAAUGGUGGGACAAGAACGACCACUCUGUGUUGUUACAGAAGGCGGUCUUAGAUGGCUCCGCCCAGUCAAUGCAGAUAAAGACUGCUGUCAAGUGGAGUUUCAGCAACCUGUCUUGUUCAGAUGCUCAGAGUUCAAGUGAUUAUGGUUGCCGCAGCUACAAUAGUUACUGCCAUGAUCACUGGACUGGCGAAUCAUAUGGGUCCUUUUGCCGUUGCAACUAUGGAUAUGAGGGCAACCCUUACAUAGUAAAUGGAUGCCAAGUGUGCUUCACAUCUGUGGUUUGUAUUGCAACAGAUAUUGAUGAGUGCGCACACCCAGAUAUAUACCAAUGCUUUGGUCAGUGUAUUAACACGGAAGGAUCUUAUGAUUGCGUUUGUCCAAUUAGCACCUCUGGCAACCCCCAGAAACCACAUGGAUGCAUCCAAGACACAGAAAAUUUUUCAGGAUUAGCUGUUGCUGCAGGAGUUCUCAGUUGUGGAGGCCUUGUGCUUCUUAUUUUCUCUGCAAUUCUCUUGAGGCGAAAGAUAAGAGCCCGAAAAGCAAAGCAUUUGAGAACUUUUUUCUUCAGGAAAAACCGUGGAUUGUUGUUGCAACAAUUAGUAGACAAGGACAUUGGUGAAAGAAUUAUCUUCAGCUUGAAAGACCUUGAAAAGGCAACAGAUACAUUCGAUGAGGAUCGGAAGAUCGGCAAAGGAGGCCAUGGUACGGUAUAUAAAGGCAUUUUGUCUGACCAAUGUGUUGUUGCCAUUAAGAAGUCAAGACAAGCAAUCCAGAGUGAAACUGACAAUUUCAUAAAUGAGGUCGCCAUUCUUUCUCAAGUAAACCACAGGAAUGUGGUAAAGCUCUUUCGAUGCUGUCCGGAGACAGAAGUUCCAUUGUUAGUCUAUGAGUUCAUCUCAAAUGGAACGCUUUAUGAGCAUCUUCAUGUCAAUUCUUCACAAUCAUUACCGUGGAGAGAACGAGUGAGAAUUGCCAUUGAAGUUGCGAGAUCUCUUGCCUAUCUGCACUCUGCUGCUUCGUUAUCAAUAAUUCAUAGAGAUAUCAAGGCAUCCAACAUUCUGCUUGAUGAUAAUCUAACAACGAAGGUGUCAGAUUUUGGAGCUUCUCGAGGCAUCCCGAUUGAUGAGACUAGAAUAACCACUGCCAUUCAGGGAACUUUCGUAUAUAUGGAUCCAGAGUGCUACAAAACGAGACAGCUCACUGAGAAGAGCGAUGUGUACAGCUUUGGUGUCAUACUUGUGGAGCUUUUAACAAGGAAGAAACCGCAUAUUUAUGUGUCAGCGGCAGGUGACAGUCUAGUGGAACAGUUUUUAUUGCUAUGGAAGCAAGACAAGGGACUUCCUGCGUUGCGGGGAGAGCUGAGCUGA
Miscanthus lutarioriparius is the source of this 1947-nucleotide messenger RNA. The record is from the annotation of a GenBank genome assembly. Lineage: Eukaryota; Viridiplantae; Streptophyta; Magnoliopsida; Poales; Poaceae.